Molecule: messenger RNA, 312 nt
Organism: Knipowitschia caucasica
Lineage: Eukaryota; Metazoa; Chordata; Actinopteri; Gobiiformes; Gobiidae
Source: the annotation of a GenBank genome assembly
AUGGGCGCGCUGACCUUCUACCGCUAUGAACAGCCCAUCGUGGACUACUGCCAGGCUCAUCAACCCCUUCGGCUCAACAUGGGCUACGAAGGACCUCCCCAGGGACUAGAAGGUCUUGAGGAACUGGGACCGUGCGACCGGGGCACCAUACAAACAGUGGCCCUACCCGCCGUGCCACCGGUCUCCAGUAUAAACACUCCCAUACCCAGAGCCCGAUCGCCGCCUCCACAACUGAGACCCCCGGCGGAAGGCCCCAGCAGCGGACCCUACCCUCCUCCUGAACGCACUGGCACGCUCAAGUUUGGACGCUAG